This is a messenger RNA of Sebastes umbrosus (honeycomb rockfish), 1949 nucleotides long. RefSeq names its product inorganic pyrophosphatase 1a (gene ppa1a). Gene Ontology annotation, cellular component: cytoplasm. The coding region runs from base 710 to 1576 and encodes 288 amino acids. The record is from RefSeq and is a predicted model, not a curated record. NCBI's taxonomy places the organism in Eukaryota, Metazoa, Chordata, Actinopteri, Perciformes, Sebastidae. Gene Ontology annotation, biological process: phosphate-containing compound metabolic process. Gene Ontology annotation, molecular function: magnesium ion binding; inorganic diphosphate phosphatase activity. The transcript has 11 exons.
AUAAAGCCCUUUUUCUUUAGCUGUAGGCUACAGAUCUGAGUGAGAUUUCUCAAUAUCUAACAUAAAUUUACUGGAUCGCAAAUCAAAACAUGCGAGUGUGUUAGUGCUUGUUGAAAUACCGUGCUGUCAGGAUGCACUGUAAAAAAAAAAAUGGAAGGCUACCUAAAGCCUGUAAGUGCAUGUCCAUUUUCAUCAAAAUACAUGAUGUUUCUAAAAAUAGGCCCGUAAGUGUGUUAUCAAAUAGUUCCAGUGAAACUCCAGAAGUCACAACGUGGGCACACCACCUAAUCCUGCACUGUUAAUUGGUUUACAGCUAACGCCAGUCAGCUCCAUCUGUUUACGUCUGAAUAGAGCUCUCAAGAGCCACAGCUUACAACAACAAAUCACUGCACACGCAAAGAAGGUAAAGAAACUUCACAUCCAGGCCGCAGAAUGCAUGUGGCAGCCGUGGAGAAUAAAGGGGGGAUUAGUUUAGAGCUACAGAUGCCAAUAAUGGAUGUGAUUAGAAUUCAGUAAUACAGGAACAUACAGCUCUGUUUGGCCUUUACACUUCCUGUUGUAACAUGCAUAUAGUUGUCAGGUCUCUCUAGGCUUAAAGCAGUGCGCAUGCCUGCUCCUUCUGUCUCAAUGACUGCCUCCCUGACAGCUCUUAGAGGAUCCUGGAUUAGUGCACAGACCACAGUGGGAGAGUUUGAAAGCAACAACAGACAUGAGCGUUACCAUCGAGGAGAGGGGCAGACCCAACACCCAGGAGUACCGGGUGUUUUUCAAAAACUCUGAGGGCAAAUACAUCUCUCCGUUCCAUGACAUCCCCAUCUACGCAAAUGAAGCAGAGAAUAUCUUUCACGCCGUUAUAGAGGUUCCAAGAUGGACAAAUGCAAAGAUGGAGAUUGCCACCAAAGAUCCUCUCAAUCCACUGAAACAAGAUAUGAAGAAGGGGAAUCUUCGUUAUGUGGCGAAUGUGUUUCCUCACAAAGGCUACAUCUGGAAUUAUGGAGCUAUUCCACAGACGUGGGAAGACCCCAACCACAAGGACAGCGACACAGGAUGCUGCGGAGACAAUGAUCCUAUUGAUAUAUGUGACAUAGGGAAUAAGGUGUGCUCUCGAGGGGAAAUAAUCAAGGUGAAGGUGUUGGGAACUCUGGCUCUGAUCGAUGAGGGUGAAACAGACUGGAAGGUCAUUGUGAUCAAUACUGAGGACCCCGAAGCCGACGACUUUAACGAUAUUGAUGACGUAAGACGACUUAAGCCUGGAUACCUGGAGGAGACUGUUGAUUGGUUCAAAAGAUACAAAGUCCCAGAUGGGAAACCUGAAAACCAGUUUGCUUUCAACGGAGAGUUCAAGGACAGGGACUUUGCCAUUAAAACAGUCAAGAGCACCAACGAGUUUUGGAAGGCACUGGUUUCCAAGAGGACCGAUGCUGGCGAGUUAAAUUGCAUGAACACCAGUGUCUCAGAUAGUCCGUUCUGCUGCUCUGCCGGGGACGCAGAGGCUGUGGUUAAAUCUGCGUGUGCUUUUGGAGCUGAAGAUCCCAUUCCAUGUUCAGUCGACAAAUGGUUCUACUAUGAGAAGUAAGAGGAAACUCCUGAGCAGAAACCUUCAUUCUUUCCACCUUCAACACAUCGGAGCAGUGCACGAGAUUACAGGAUGGAUUAGAUUUAUAUUUCAUGUCAGAUUUUCUUUCUUCUUGUUCACACUUGAAUGUCAAAACUGCUUGUUGUGUGAUCGUGACAUAAGAUAUUGUAUAGUUGCCAAUAAUUUCAGGCUUGACAGAACAUUACAAUAAACUACACUAAAUCUUGUAUUGAUUUUAUUGCCAUUACUACAUAUUGUCAUUAUCACAUUGGCGUGAGGUUACAGAAUAUGGAUCUCAAGUGCAUAAUGGUCUCCUGAAAAGAAGUCAUGCUCUGUCUGUAAUCUUUGAAAUAAAACAACCUAUUUCUGUGCA